AUGUCUUUUGCUACAUACCGAAAAAACGGGGACUCGGCGGGGAAGAAGAGGGCCGAGGAUUUGGAGGAGGGGGAGCAGGACAGCGUUUCGGCGACGCUGAAACAGAUAUCUGCCACGCUAGCCGAGUUCAUCAGCUUGGUUUCAAGCAUAUCGAAGCAGGAGGCGUUCUUGGGCACGCAGCGGGACACGCCGGCGUUGCGGCAAGGGGUGAAUGGCUCGAUUGCGAACUGUCAGCGCGUGCACAAGAGGUUGCUCGAGAACAUCGACUAUCUAGAGCGCACGGUGCUCAAGUCUGCUGAUGGGGAGGACGGGAGCCGGGGCUCGAAGGAGCUGAUGACGGUGAAGUUCUCGAAGGACCUCUUGAGGCAGCAGGUGCAGGACGUGUACAAGAAUUACCAGGUGGUGGUGCGAAGCUACAACGAGAAGUUGCACAGUGCGUUGGUGCAGGAGCAGUACGAGAAGACGCUGGAGCGGAUCCGGGAGGAGAGCAAUGCUGCGACGUACAAGACGGCGUUGCUGACACCGUCCGGGGAGGGUGUGCACGGUGACGGGUACAGCAGUGUGUCCGAAGAGGCUGCGACGGGGGCCCACGCGCAGACGCAGACGCAGACGCAGACGCAGAAGCAAACGCAGAAGCAGGCCAGCGAGCUCUCUGAAGCGAGCUUGCAGUACCACUCCGACCUCAUCCACCAGAGGGACAACGCCAUCACGUCGAUCUCGCAGGGCGUGCAGGACAUCAACAAGAUUUUCAAGGACUUGGACCACCUGGUGAGCCAGCAGGGAGAGCAGGUCGACUCGAUCGAGAACAACAUGACCAACUACGCCACGAACAACCAGUUGGCGAGCCACGAGCUCGUCAAGGCCGACAACUACCAGAAGAAGAAGCGCAAGUGGACGUGCGUGCUUUUGGCGGCGCUAGUCAUUGUGCUCUUGAUCGUGCUGGCCCUCAUAAGCUAG
Pichia membranifaciens NRRL Y-2026 is the source of this 957-nucleotide messenger RNA. RefSeq lists its product as hypothetical. The record is from RefSeq and is a predicted model, not a curated record. Gene Ontology annotation, molecular function: SNAP receptor activity; SNARE binding. Gene Ontology annotation, cellular component: SNARE complex; endomembrane system; membrane. Bases 1 to 957 code for a protein of 318 amino acids. NCBI's taxonomy places the organism in Eukaryota, Fungi, Ascomycota, Pichiomycetes, Pichiales, Pichiaceae. The transcript has a single exon. Gene Ontology annotation, biological process: Golgi to vacuole transport; vesicle fusion; intracellular protein transport.